AUGGCGGCACCAACUGCCAACUCUCAGCUCACCAACAUUAAAGUCAAACUCAUCCGUUCCUACAGAGGCAUGAUACUUGAUUCGUCGGCAAAUAUUACACCAUGCACCCCCGCAGAAGUAGCACUGGGAUGCACAAGCACCUUUGAGCAAUGGAGGAUAUUGAUCGAUGGACUCCUUUACAAAGCUGAUAAGAAUGGGGACCAGCUGAAAGCUUCUCGAGACAAGGAUGAAUCAAUCCAGAGAAUCCAGGGAGCGAGGGUGUUAAUUUUAGGCCAACUGAGAUUUCCCAACCUGCAAGUGAAGAAAACCGUCUUGGAGGAUUUGCUCAAAGUUGAGGUUGGUGGGACAUUUGAAUAUCUCGAUGGCAUUGUGAAGAAAUUGCGGGACUCCCCUCAUACUAUGUGUAAAUGGACAAGUGAUCAAGGGGAUAAAUAUUCCAGGACAUGGGAUGCUAUGUAUGAAAAAGUCGAGGUCCCUAUUUAG
Messenger RNA from Lentinula edodes (shiitake mushroom), 483 nucleotides. RefSeq lists its product as uncharacterized. NCBI's taxonomy places the organism in Eukaryota, Fungi, Basidiomycota, Agaricomycetes, Agaricales, Omphalotaceae. Bases 1 to 483 code for a protein of 160 amino acids. The transcript is spliced from 2 exons. The record is from RefSeq and is a predicted model, not a curated record.